CCUCUCAAUUUGCUUUUCUCUUCCAUUUCAAAUCUAUCUCUCGAAUCUUCCUCCUCGUAUAUUUAUUUUCAUUAUAUUUAUAACAGUUUUGCAUAUUUAUGACCAUAAGAAGUCAAAAUUUAUCAACAAUCAACAAACCAUAGACUCUGAAGUAAAAAUGGAGCAGUAAUGGAGUUGCACUAUAUUUCCUUCUGUAUAAUUUCUAUUUAGUAAGUGCAUGUAUGGUAGUUGAUUCAACCAUGAGAACAACUUUGAUUGCCAUUUUGCUUUUGUUACUUGCCAUAGCAGCCGCUGAAGUUAGCUUCUGCCAUGGAAGCUCUGAUGUGGGUUGCAUUGAAACUGAGAAACAGGCUCUUUUAAGGUUCAAACAAGGUCUCGAAGAUGGUUCGAACAGGCUUGCCUCUUGGAAUCGAAGUAAUGGAGAUUGUUGUCAAUGGGCUGGUGUUGUUUGCGACAACUUUACAGGCCAUAUCCUGGAACUUCACCUCAGGAAUCCUUUCAAUGUAAUUUUACCCGAUUUUGGGAAUUUAGCUGAUCCUGACGCUUAUUGGAACUCCAGGUUGGUUGGUAAGAUAAGCCCUUCUUUGCUUGAUUUGAAGCAUUUGAUUUACUUGGACUUAAGUGGCAAUGACUUUCAUCAAGAAAUUCAGGUUCCUGGAUUUCUUGGUUCUUUGAGUAACUUGAGAUAUCUGAACCUCUCUCAAACCGGAUUUCGAGAAACGGUUCCUCACGAACUUGGAAAUCUCUCCAAUUUGCAGUACCUUGACCUCAGCUAUAAUCUUCUUCAAGGUCCACUCCUUGAAGGAUUUCAAAAUUUGACUUCUCUUAAACAUCUAGACUUGUCUCACAACGAUUUCAAUUCUUCAAUACCCGAUUGGUUGUAUAAAUUCAGCAGUCUUGAGUACCUUUCUCUUGGCUUCAAUAUCUUGCAAGGUAGGCUUUCAAGAUCAUUUGGAGGACUCUGCAAUUUGAAGUUCAUUUAUCUGUCACAAGUCAAUUUGACUCAAGAUAUAUCUGAAAUCCUAGAUGUUUUUUCAGAAUGUAUUUCAGAUAAGCUCGAGUCACUGGAUUUAAGGGAAAAUAAACUUUUUAGCCAUCUGAAUAAUCAGUUCCAGCAAUAUAAAAAUUUGGGUUCUCUUUAUCUAAGCCAGAACUCCAUCUCCGGCUAUAUUCCUUCAUCUUUAGGAGAAGUUUCAUCUCUCAGAUAUCUGGAUCUUUCCAACAAUGAAUUAAACGGUACUAUUCCAUCUUCUUUAGGAGAAUUGUCAUCCUUGAAAGUGCUUCAUCUUUCAUAUAACAGACUGAAUGGUCUCAUUCCAUCAUAUUUCGGAAAAUUGUCUUCUAUUGUAAAUUUGGACCUUUCAAAUAAUGAAUUGAAUGGUUCUAUUCCAUCCUCUUUAGGGUCACUUCAAUUCUUGAAAGAUUUAUAUCUUUCUAAAAACAAACUGAAUGGUCCAGUUCCAUCCUCUUUAGGGCAGCUCUCAUCGUUGGAAGUUUUAGAUCUUUCUAGGAACAAUUUGAAUGGCACUCUUUAUCCAAGUCAUUUUGCCAAUCUUAUCAGACUUAGCAGUUUUGAUUUAUCUCAUAACUCAGUUGAGUUGAACCUGAAUUCUGAUUGGGUUCCUCCUUUACAGCUUGAAAUAUUGAGUUUGGCAUCUUGUCAUUUAGGGCCUCAGUUUCCAUUUUGGCUUCAUUCACUCAGGAAUUUAUUUGAUCUAAAUUUAUCUUACACUGGAAUUGUAGACACUGUUCCCAGUUGGUUUUGGAAAUCUGCUUCCCAACUGACUUUCUUAGAUCUUUCUCACAACCAACUACAUGGGGAGAUUCCAAAUUUAGUUGAGGCUACAUUUCGAUCAUCGAUCGACUUGAGUUCGAAUAAUUUUUCGGGUUCUUUGCCUCGGAUGUCUUCCAAUAUAACUAGACUGGAUCUUUCUAGUAAUGUCUUGUCUGGAUCAAUUUUUCAGUUCUUGUGUUAUGGUAAUGAGUCUAGAGAAAUGAAGAUUCUGUUUCUCAGAGAUAACCUUUUGUCUGGAGAAUUGCCUGAUUGUUGGACGAAUUGGCCAGAUUUGCUAAUCCUGAAUUUUGAGAAUAAUAAAUUCACUGGCAGCCUCCCUAACUCAAUGGGAACUUUAACUUCCAUUGAGUCAUUGCAUCUUCGCAAAAACAGCCUCUCUGGAACAAUUCCAGAGUCAAUCUUAAAUUGUACAGAGCUGGUAGCUUUUGAUGUUGCUGAAAAUGAACUCACUGGAAAUGUUCCACUGUGGUUGGGUGAAAGAUUUUCAGAUAUGGUAAUCCUCAACCUUCGUUCAAACAAAUUUCAUGGCCCUUUACCAUCACAACUUUGUCACAUGACUUCCUUGCAAAUUCUGGAUAUUGCUCAUAACAGUCUCUCUGGAACUAUACCGAAAUGUAUCAGUAACUUCAGUGCUAUGGUGAAAGUGGACUACUCUGCAGACAACCGUAUAUUCCAUUUUGUUGAUUUUGUAGGAGGGAUUUCUGAGGAUGAGCUUCUUAUUUUGAAAGGGAGAGGGACUGAAUAUGAUAGCACCCUUAAUUUGUUAAGGAUUAUAGAUCUCUCUAGCAAUAAUUUUUCUGGAGAGAUUCCAGCAGAAGUGACAAAACUGGAAGCAUUGCAGUCUUUGAAUCUGUCGCACAACUUUUUUGUUGGAAGAAUUCCGGAGAAGAUUGGUGCCAUGAGAUCAUUAGAAUCAAUCGAUUUUUCUACAAAUCAGCUGUCUGGUGAAAUCCCACAAAGCAUUUCAGAAUUGACUUUCUUGAGUCAUUUGAACUUGUCCAACAACAAUUUGAUGGGGAAAAUCCCUCUAAGCACUCAAAUUCAAGGCUUUGAUGCAUCCUGUUUUGCUGGUAAUGAACUUUGUGGAUCCCCACUUCCUAAGAAUUGUACUGACAUUGACUCAACAUCUGUUAUUGAAAACCAAGGAGAAGAAGAUGAAAACAGAAAUGAAGUGAAUUGGCUGUACGUGAGCUUGACCCUUGGAUUUAUAGUGGGCUUCUGGAGUUUCAUUGGUCCUCUAAUUGUCAGCAGAAGAUGGAGGUGUAUGUAUUGUAGUUUCCUGGAUUACCUUGGGAAUAAGCUUUGUAGUGUUGCAAAAAAAUGUUGCUAGAUAUUACUAAUGUUUGGAGCUUGUACAAUUUUAUGCACUUCUAAGAAUUAUAAUAAGAAACAACAGUAUUCUUUCUUUGAGCUUGAAA
This is a messenger RNA of Mangifera indica (mango), 3213 nucleotides long. RefSeq names its product receptor-like protein EIX1. Lineage: Eukaryota; Viridiplantae; Streptophyta; Magnoliopsida; Sapindales; Anacardiaceae. Bases 222 to 3125 code for a protein of 967 amino acids. Gene Ontology annotation, molecular function: receptor serine/threonine kinase binding. The record is from RefSeq and is a predicted model, not a curated record. The transcript has a single exon.